GAGAGCCUAUCCAACGCCAUUCGUCAAUUCUACUCUCCUACCGAUGCUGCUUUUGUCUCUUAUGAAACAACGACACACACCAAAAACGGCGACAAGCAUCAACUCGGAAUACGAUUAUGUUAUAGUUGGAGCAGGUGCUGCAGGGUCUGUAUUGGCAAAUCGUUUGUCGGAAAUUCCAUGCGUCAGUGUUCUUCUGCUUGAAGCCGGUAAAAGUCCGCCUUUGCUGACUGAGAUACCCGCCACUGAACGGGCCUUUUGGUUUACGGAUAUUGAUAGGAAUUAUCGUACAGUUCCUCAACGAAAUACUGGAAAUGGACUCAAUAACAGGGAGAUUUUGUGGCCGAGUGGCAAAACUGUAGGUGGAUCCACAGUUUUGACUGAUGUAUUGUACUCCCGAGGAAACCCAAAGAAUUAUGAUGACUGGGCGAAACUUGGAGCUGUUGGCUGGAGUUAUGAGGAAGUUCUUCCGUACUUCAAGAAGUUAGAAGACAACCGAGAUCCAGAGUAUGUGGCCAAUGGAUACCAUGGUGUUGGCGGGCCACAAACUGUGCAUAGCCUCGGUAUUUCCCAGAAGUCAAAGCUCCUAUUUUUGAAGCAGGUCGUUUGCUUGGAUACAAGGCAGUCGACCCAAAUGGUCCAAAACAAACAGGUUUCUAUGACGUACAGGGUUUUUUGAGAGCGGGUCAAUUAUGCAGUGCUGCAAAAGCUUAUCUGGUACCGGCUGAAAACCGAACUAACCUGCAUAUUCUUCCCAAUGCUAUGGUCCGAAAGAUUAUAAUUAAGAACCGAAGAGCAACAGGCGUCGAAUUCGAUUUUAGUGGAACGACUUAUGAAGUACGAGCCAAGAGAGAAGUCAUUGUUUCUGCUGGAACAGUGAGGAGUACCUCCAAAUUGCUCAUG
Messenger RNA from Stegodyphus dumicola, 900 nucleotides. Its product is annotated as glucose dehydrogenase [FAD, quinone]-like. Lineage: Eukaryota; Metazoa; Arthropoda; Arachnida; Araneae; Eresidae. The record is from RefSeq and is a predicted model, not a curated record.